UUUCAUACUUUGAUAUUAUCUGUCAAUUAUAACUGUCACAAUUUAAAGUUUUCCGUAUUUUUUUAAUAAAAAACAAGCUUAAACCACCACCAAAAUGGGUUUCCUGACAGUACUAAAGAAAAUGAAGCAAAAAGAGAAAGAAAUGCGCAUCUUAAUGCUAGGACUAGACAACGCCGGAAAAACAACAAUACUCAAACGCUUCAACGGUGAACCCAUUGACACAAUUUCGCCCACUUUGGGGUUCAAUAUUAAAACACUGGAGCACCGGGGCUUCACUUUAAACCUCUGGGACGUCGGCGGCCAGAAAUCUCUGCGCUCGUACUGGAGAAAUUAUUUCGAAUGCACAGAUGGUCUGAUUUGGGUGGUUGACAGUGCCGAUAAAAGGAGGCUGGAGGACUGCAGGGCCGAGUUACACGUUCUGUUGCAGGAAGAGAGGUUAGCUGGGGCCACUCUUCUCGUGUUUGCCAAUAAGCAAGAUUUGCCAGGGGCGUGCACCCCAGAAGAGUUAAAGGAAAUUUUGGAGUUGGACCAGAUUAGGACCCAUCACUGGCAGAUCGCGAAGUGUAGCGCGGUCACAGGGGAGAAUUUGUUGAAGGGGAUGGAUUGGUUGAUUGACGAUAUUGCGGCGAGAAUUUUUACUUUGGAUUAAUUUAUAUUUAUUAAAUUUUUUUUUUAUACAA
This is a messenger RNA of Zophobas morio, 680 nucleotides long. RefSeq names its product ADP-ribosylation factor-like protein 2 (gene Arl2). Gene Ontology annotation, biological process: protein folding. The coding region runs from base 95 to 649 and encodes 184 amino acids. Gene Ontology annotation, molecular function: GTPase activity; GTP binding. The record is from RefSeq and is a predicted model, not a curated record. Gene Ontology annotation, cellular component: microtubule cytoskeleton; cytoplasm. The transcript is spliced from 4 exons. Lineage: Eukaryota; Metazoa; Arthropoda; Insecta; Coleoptera; Tenebrionidae.